AUGUCGAAAUUACAAAAGCAAGUUUCGGUCCAUGUGCCGGUAAACGAAGAACAUAAACACAUGGAAGGCGACGAUCAGACGAGCGUAAUGGCCACAAAGUUCGUGGAUGAGAUUUUGGAAAGUGCCAUCAGCGUGAUCUCUUCUAAGAUCAGUCAACUGCAAACCAUAACGACGGAAGGCGAAUCUUGUUUGUUCACCAAAAAAGGCGAUUUGGACGAAAGCCAUUCUCCCAGCGACUCCCUGACCCCUGUCAGCGAGGGCCAAGGAGACGUCCAAACGAUACCGUCUUCGACAACAGACAACGACGACCGGGCAAUAUGGCGCUGCGUGGGUGAUCCCAUAGUCUCUACUGGUGCGGCCGAUUCGACCGGCAUUUCGGCGGUGGUCAGCAGUUUCGACCAGCAGCUGCAGCUGUCUUCUAGUGACGAAGAUUUAGCGGCGUGGGAGGAAACUAAUGAACAAACACUUCAAGUCAUAAUGCAUGACGACGGCACAGAGGAGGAUGAAAAGUAUUUGGACGACAUCUCGAAAAAGUUACCCGGAAUCCCUGUACGAACGACGAUCCUGACAGGCGGGGUGGAAUUUAGUCCAUUGAUUGCGCUUCCGGGAAUUCGGCUGCGAAGACGUGCAAUGCCUUCACCAGGAAUUUCGCAACAGAACAAUCCCAAUCAGAAAGUUGAAAUCGCCUCUGCCGACAGUGUUCAACAAUCGAAAUCUAGCAAAGAUUCAAGCGGUUCUACCGCCAAUAAGAAAAAAUGGAAAAUUGGCAAACGUUUGAAGAAGUUAUUUGGCCGAACCAAGAUCAACUUACCAAACCAACCAACAACCGAUAAUAAUUAA
Molecule: messenger RNA, 840 nt
Organism: Ctenocephalides felis (cat flea)
Lineage: Eukaryota; Metazoa; Arthropoda; Insecta; Siphonaptera; Pulicidae
Exons: 4
Coding region: 1-840 (279 amino acids)
Source: RefSeq, a predicted model, not a curated record